Messenger RNA from Scheffersomyces amazonensis, 2716 nucleotides. RefSeq names its product putative ubiquitin-specific protease. The transcript has a single exon. Gene Ontology annotation, molecular function: cysteine-type deubiquitinase activity. Lineage: Eukaryota; Fungi; Ascomycota; Pichiomycetes; Serinales; Debaryomycetaceae. Bases 188 to 2671 code for a protein of 827 amino acids. The record is from RefSeq and is a predicted model, not a curated record. Gene Ontology annotation, biological process: protein deubiquitination. Gene Ontology annotation, cellular component: nucleus; cytosol.
CCCCCCGAUUUUAGUUUAAGAUCCGUUUCCGCAUCUAAGCGAACGUUUGUGCCCGGUCCGUGCGACAUAAGGUAGUGUUUUUCCGAGCUCUGAAAUUUCGGGGUAGACUGGGACAUUGUGGUGGUAGUGGAAUAUCAUUAUCUUUCCAUAUAUGUAUAGAAACUGAAUUUGAAGGAGAUCUGAUUAAAUGGACAAUUGGACUGUAUUAGAUCAACUUCGAAUUUUAAUUACUAGUAGCAAAAUUAUAAAUAAUAGCAAUCAUUAUUCCAUAGUUAAUUCUAGCAAUAGCAAUUACAAUAGUAGCAAUAAUAUCUUAAAUCAUCUCAUUAACUAUUGGCAUUCACUUUCUAUUAGAAAACAACGCCUGAUAAUCCUUCAAACUUCUAUUGUUUUUGGAGUAUUGUACUAUAUAUUAUCACCCACAUUAGCUCCUUCACCUAAAAUGUUUUCUAAAAGACCAGAUAAAUAUACUACUGGAUUUAUAAAUUUAAGAAAUGAUUGUUUUGCAAACAGUUCAAUCCAAGCAUAUCUGGCCUUACCUGGUUUAACUGAUUAUCUUAAUAAAUUCAUUAAGAAUUUUCAAUUAUUUAAUAGAUUUAUUAUUGAUAAUAAAAUUGAUAUUAAUCUAGUUAUUAAGGAUAAACAAUCAAUUAGUAAACCUAAUCAUCAAUCAGCCAAAUUCAAAAGUUCCAAUUCUAAAUUUUCUAUUCCAUUACAUUAUGCCUUAGCAGAGAUUAUUAAAAAAUUACAAGAAACUCAAUUGACUUCAAGGACAAUUUCAGUAUGGACAUUUUUACAUUGUUUAGAAGGAAUUUUCAAUGCUAAAAUUUCUAGAUCUCAACAUGAUGCUCAUGAAUUAACUCAAUUAAUUAAUGAAACAUUAGAAAAUGAAAAUAUUAAAAUUAUGAAGUUGUUGACUUAUGUUAUCAAGAACUUACAUAAAUAUACAGAAACAUCGACUCCACUGCCUUCUCAAUAUGAUUCAUUACAAUCAAUUGUUAUUCCCGAAUUCCCAUUCGGUGGCUUAAUCUUAUCUCAAUUGAAAUGUUCGAAAUGUGAAGGCUUUUCAACACCUAUAUUUACUCCCUUCACUAUGAUUACUUUACAUACACCUGAGAAAAUUUCUACUGAAUUAUCAACAUUACUUGAUGAAUCAGAAAAUGAAAUUAUCGAUGGUUAUAAUUGUUUGAAAUGUAGGGUUUCUAAUAUAGUUGCUAAUGAAAAGUUAUUAAAUCGAAAAUCAAAGGAUGAACAAGAAGAAAAAUAUUUACAUGAUAUAACAAAAAUUUAUAAUGAAAAUUUCAAAGCUUUAUGUAUUAAUGACGAUCUAGAGAAAGGUCUAGAAUCAUAUAUAAAUUCAUAUUCUACGAAGUCCUUAAAUGGAUUUGAAAUAUCUCAAAUUACUUCAAAAGUUAUAAGAAAGACCCAAAUCUUAAAACCUCCUAGAAUUCUUGGAAUUCAUUUAUCUAGAUCAUCAUUUAAUGGUGUAAAUAUUACUAGAAAUCCAUGUCAUGUAUCAUACAAAGAUAAUUUAACGUUAAGUAUAGGUCCUGAAUAUCAUGAGAAGUUAAAGGAAUUCCAAGAAUCUAUUAACUCUAAUGAAGAAAUUGAACCCGCUGAUGUUAAAUCCACUAAUGUAUUGACUACAGAUGUUAAUGAUAUGGAAGAUGAAUACGUUCAGAGAGAAGAUGUUGACGAGAAGGGUCCCGAUGAGGAAGCUGAGGAUGUUGUUGAUGAUGGUGAUGUAGAGAAUGAUUCCACUACUGAUGGUGUAUCAGCGGAUGAUGAUGAUGACGACGAUAUAGAUGAAGAUGUUUCCAAUACAUCGUCUGCGUCGUCUCGCAACACAUCAGUAUCAAACCCUCCAUCAAUUAGUACACAGACCACAGCUCCGAAUAGUUCAAGUACAAAUAAUGGGGUUGGAGCAAACAAAAAUUCAUCAAGAACAAUUAAUAAUGCUCCAAUUUCAGCCGAUCAAGAAUAUGACCUAAAGGAACAUUUCAAGAAAUUUAAAUUUAAUGACAAUGAUAUUUAUAAAUAUACAUUGAAAGCUGUAAUUAGGCAUCAAGGAUCUCAUACACAGGGUCAUUACGAAUGUUAUAAGCGUAAACCAUUAUUUGUUAAAGAUAAAGAAGGUCAUAUAUUUAAAUUAUCGAGAGAAAUCGAUAUUGAAGAUGACCAGGAGUUGGAAAGUACUGACUUCAAAACUUCAGAAAGUGGUGAUAGUGUAAUAACAGAAAAGUCGGAUACUACUUCUAUGACAGGAUCGACAUCUAUGAAACGUAGACUAUCUAAUAUUAUGGGAAGAAGACCAUCAGUAAUUUAUCAAGCCAAUACCGAAGAAUCGAAUAUUGAAGAAAUUGUUCACUCUGGUAUAGCCACUCCUGCUGAAUUCUUAGUAAAUGAUCUUGAUGCAACUACUACAGAUUACUUCCAAACUCAGUUGACAGAAGAUGACUUUAAAAAGAAACAUGGAUCACAUUCUUCUUCUAAAGUUAAGAUGAAGAAGAUUCCUUCCGUCAUUAAGUCUCCAUAUUGGAGAAUUAGUGAUGCUACAGUAGUUGAAGUUUCUAAGAGUCAAGUAUUAGUAGAAACUUCAAGUGUGUAUAUGAUAUAUUAUGAGCGUGUCGAACGUAAGCAAGUAAAGUCGCGCAAUCACCGUCAUGCUUAACUUAUUUAAUACUUAGUUAACUAAAUAUACAUUUAUUACCGAUAG